UGAAAAGAUAACACAGAAACUGGGGGUAUCACCUGAAAAGAUGGGGCGGUGUGAUUUCAGUGAAGCAAACGGAGAUGUUUUUCGGUUGAGUAAGGCCGUGUGAGUUAUGGUUUUUAUCUCUGGACUUACACCUCUAAUUUAAGUAUUUAUAGCAUACUUCCCCAGUAAUCCCUGGUUUUUCCCCCUUCAUACGGAAACCCCCGAUGCUGCUUUUCCACCUCCUCGCUGCCACCAGCCCCAGGGUGAAGAGGAGCCUGGUCCGACCCCGGUCACCGGAGAGGCGGGGGGACACCCGCGCUGCCCGCCCGUCCCCCCAGCCCAUCCCGCCCCGGUGUCUCCCCGCCGCCGGACCCGCUGCGGCGCCUUUAAGGCCCGGUGCGUGAUGUCACCGCGGCUGGGAGACACUCCGCGGCGCGCGCCGGGCUGCCGCGGGCACCGCGCACCGGAGGGGACCCCGCGCACCGGAGGGGACCCCUGUCCGGAGCGUCUCCCUACCCGGCGGGACCCCUCCCCAGCGGGCACCCCCUGCCCACGGCGGGGAACCCCUUGUCCGGAGUGACCCCCUGCCCGGCGGGAGCCCCUGUCCGGAGGGAGCCCCCUUACCCGGCGGGGACCCUUGACCGCAGCCCCCCGCCCCCGGCCACAGGGGACCCCCUGCCCCGCCGGCGGGAGGGGUUCGGCGGCGCGGCAUGGGCAGCCUCCAGCUGCAGGACUUCGCGGCGGGCUGGGUGGGCGGAGCCGCCAGCGUGGUUGUGGGCCACCCCCUGGACACCAUCAAGACUCGUUUGCAAGCUGGACAAGGGUAUGGCAAUACACUCAGCUGUGUUCUCACUGUGUACAGAAAUGAGUCUGUGGCCGGCUUCUUCAAAGGCAUGUCCUUCCCACUGGCCAGCAUCGCCGUCUACAGCUCCGUGGUCUUUGGCGUCUUCAGCAACACGCAGCGGCUCCUCAGCCAUUUCCGCCACGGAGACUCGGCCCGGGCGCCAGUGCUUGCCGAUGUGGCUCUGGCCAGCAUCGUGGCAGGGUUCAUCUCUGUGGGCAUCGGCACUCCUGUGGACCUGGUAAAGAUAAGGCUGCAGAUGCAAACGCAGCCGUACAUCGAAGCAAACAUUAAACCGAAGCCCACAGUUCCUGGAUUUCCUGCGUACCGAGGCCCAAUUCACUGCUUUAGGACAGUCCUACAGAAAGAGGGGAUAGCAGGAAUAUACCGAGGCAUGGGAGCAAUGCUUCUGAGGGAUGUUCCUGGGUACUGCCUCUAUUUCAUCCCUUACACAUUUUUCUGUAGCUGGAUUAACCCUGACGGAUGCAUUUCCCCUAGUCCCUCCUCCAUCUGGCUGGCAGGGGGUGUAGCAGGAGCCAUUUCCUGGGUGACUGCUACGCCAAUGGACGUUGUGAAAAGUCGACUUCAGGCAGAUGGAGUUCAUUUAAACAAGUACAAAGGGACCCUUGACUGUAUCUUGCAGAGCUACCGGAACGAGGGCCUAAAAGUCUUUUUUAGGGGCGCCACGGUCAAUGCAGUGCGAGGAUUCCCAACGAGUUCAGCCAUGUUUCUUGGCUAUGAACUUUCCCUCAAAGCAAUGAAAAGAGACCAAAAUGAGAGCAAUCCUUAACUUCCAGGGUUGCAUUAAGGAGCAGCAUCAAAAAUACCCGAUUACAGAAAUUUUUUUAGCACUUAAAUACUCAAGAUUAUUCUUCGCAGUCUUUGCUGUUUUCUGCAGUACGUUAUAAACCUCCUUCCUUCUUAUUUCAAAAGUGUUGCCAAGAAGACCUGAAAGUCUCCUACUUCCCUGAGCCAAAUCAGCAGUGUGGUGGUGGUGAGGGCUCAGCUGCUCUGACUGAAGACUCCUGUUCCUGCACCUAUGGCAUCUCCAUUCUCUUCUGCCAUGGACUUAGUCCCUGGAGGACUCCAAAAACUGCACCAGCUCAAUCAAAUCCAAAGACUGCUUUUUUUAUCAAAUCUUUCACUCUGUUGUCUAAGAGCACGUUAAUAAUUCCCAUGUUGGUGUUGGGCUUUUUCACCGAUGACAUUUUUCCCAUUGAGCCAAGAGAACAACUUACUUCCCUUACCCACACCAGUGAGAUAUACCCCAAAACCAGCCCAACCGACACCGGAUGAGAGAGCGUCUUUUGUACAACACUGCGUUAAUGCUCAUCUUUUAUGUGAACAAGGAAAGGGGGAGCUGUGAUGGGUGUGCAGGUGCUUUUCAUGUUGGAAGGUCUGGAUUCCCACCAAAUCCUAGCUUGCUUUCAGGAUCAAAGAAACGGAUGACUCCACCCGUAUGAACGGAUACUCAUAUUUUACAUCACAGAACUCUCCAGUUUGCCACAAUUUAACAUGUUAUUAUGAAAAUAUGUGAAGGGCUUCAACAACUUCAGUUAUCCAAGGCAUAAAUUAAAUUGGGAAAAAGAAGGACGUUAAAUUCAGAGACUAAGCUGCUAUUUUUCUUCAGAAAACAAUAGAACAAGUCCGCAUUUCAUAUGGAUAGGUGCCUACUGAUUUACCGAACUCGCCUUGUGUAGCCCUCCAGGGACCUGCUAGAGGUAUCUCGUCAGACCUUCUGAUUUCCCUGAUGUGACAGUCCAACUUGCCAACUCCCAAACCCUGCAGACAUCACUUUGCAGCCUUGAGAGACUACCACCAAAGGAAGUCUCUUCAAGGGAUGCAGGGUUUAUCCCAAAUUAUUGUCUAAAAUACAUGGGCCAACUUCAGACUUCCAGCUCUUUGCUGCACUCCCACUGAGAUGACUGGGGCAGACCCAGGUCUCUCUGUGGUCUACCUCAGCCUUUCAGUUAUUCCAAGAUCUUUUACAUCAUGAUUACUGCUGUUAAAUAUCUUCAUGCUUUAUUUUCUAAGCAUGGAGAUUCUGAUGCCAAAAACCAAGAAGAACCAGCUCUGCUGGGACAAGAAGACUCCAGUGGCAGUGGCAGGAGAGGCUGAGGGGUAACAGCCUCGCAUGAAGAGGGACAUGGGGGAACAGCGUGGGACAACACUGUCCUCUGAGAAAUGUCCAGUUCCCUGCAUCUUCCUCUGGAGAAGAAGAGCUCUGGGGAAAAAGCCCAGCAAUGGCAGUUUUAGCAGAUGCCCUCAAUAAAGGUUUCUGAAGACAACCUGGAGCAGCUGUCCAGCUUUCCUCCAUAAAGGGAGGAGAAGGAAAGAGAAACUCCUAAGUUCUCUUCCCCGGAUUAAUGGAGGAAUUGGUGGCGAGACUUGAAUACCUCUGCAGAAAGUGCCUAAAACCUCGGGUCUGGAGCCAGACUCAGAAACGGGGUCCCCAACAUUGGUCUCUUCUUCGCUCUGGCCCAAAUGAAAACCAGAAGCGUGGCUUCCUCCAAAACCAGCCUUAAAGUUGGAGAAACAGCUGGUGUUGCUUCAUCUCAGGACUUGCACGCAAGGAGGUUCACAGUGCCUUUGAGCUUGGCGAGAGCACAGGGAUCUGUUUUUGAUAAACAAUAUGGAUAAAACUGAUGAGCCUUCACACAAGUAUUUGUUGCUGGCUGCAUUUAAGGAUUCAUCCUUUCCAUGUUACCUGUUUUAAUGCAUAUAUGUAAAACGUUCUCCAGAUGCGUAACAUCUUAUGUCUCCAGGGAUAAUUCUCGGGGAGACCAUUUGUUUAGUGCAAAUAAAUGGUGAUACUUAUC
Chroicocephalus ridibundus (black-headed gull) is the source of this 3639-nucleotide messenger RNA. It is a transcript of the gene SLC25A48, whose product is annotated as solute carrier family 25 member 48. Gene Ontology annotation, cellular component: mitochondrion. Gene Ontology annotation, biological process: transmembrane transport. The transcript has 8 exons. The coding region runs from base 690 to 1610 and encodes 306 amino acids. NCBI's taxonomy places the organism in Eukaryota, Metazoa, Chordata, Aves, Charadriiformes, Laridae. Gene Ontology annotation, molecular function: transmembrane transporter activity. The record is from RefSeq and is a predicted model, not a curated record.